ACGAGCGCGCCAGUACAGUAGGUGUUCUGUGAGCGCGGCUGGCUCUCGCAACCUGCGGGUAGCCAGAAGUGGAAAAUCGAAGAGCCCCUGUGUGCGCGGAUUCCCUUGGUGUAUUGCAAUAUCCGUCUUUGCGUUCCUUCCUCCGACGGUCCGACCGUCCAGGUUGCAACAACUAGCCAGCCGUCGCGUUUGUGUUGUGGUGAUUCCACAUGUGUGUCUCGUGCGGAUACAGCGAUGAAGGCCAAUGUAUUCGGAUGCUGCGCUGAGUGUUAAAACAGAAUGGAUGAAGACUCCCCGGUUCGCCUCAACGGGCGGAGGAACCGUCGGCGGCUGUCAGGUGACUCUACCAACAGCGACAGCAUGCCAGAUAGCCACGACUGUGACUUUGAGCCAGCCCUGGAGUUUGAUGACACUGAGCUAGUGCAGACGUCGCUGGGCACCCAUGGGAACCUGCCCAUCAAAGUUGGUGAGCCCAAUCGGAAUCUCACGGUGCACCUUGAUCUGCGGGACACCACGUCGGCCAACGGCCGGUACGUGAGCAGUGGCAGCAAGGGCGGCUCCUCCUCGCCCGAGUACUUGGACUCCUCGCCGUCCCUUUCGGAGAGCCUGCUGGACGACAACAAUUAUGAGGCCGUGCUAGGCCUCGACCUUGAACCGCCCCCUGACCUUUUACCGCCCCAGGAUGGCCGACCACAGCUUGAGGACUUCACUGACAUUGAAUGCCAUGGCAUUGUCGACAUUGCGGGGGAUGAUGCUUAUGGUCGCAACGUGAUAGUCAUCUCGGCAUGCAGACUGCCACCCCACAAAGAGUUAAACCACCCAAAGUUUCUCAGGUACCUGAUGCACACCCUGGACCAGUUUGUAGAGAGUGACUACACGUUGGUCUACUUCCACCAUGGCCUCAACAGCAAGAACAAGCCGUCCCUGGGCUGGCUUUGGACCGCAUUCCGCGCAUUUGACCGCAAGUACAAAAAGAACCUCAAGGCCCUCUAUCUAGUCCACCCAACCGGAUUCGUCAAAAUACUCUACCAGCUGUUCCGGCCAUACAUUAGUGCCAAGUUUGGGAGGAAAAUCUCGUACAUGAACCACCUGCAUGAGUUGAAGCAGCAUGUCCACUAUGACCAGCUGCGAAUACCAGAACAGGUGCUUGAGCAUGACCGAACGCUCCUGUCCAAGGGAGCACGCCUCCCCCACUCUCAGAGCAGCGGAUUCUUCGCUGCUGCUGGUGCACCCACAUAUCAGCCCACACAGCAGUUUCGGGCCUCCCUCGAGCACAUCAAGAAGCACAACAAUGGGGACCCGAUUCCAAAUGUCGUUCGGGACUGUGUCACUUACCUGGACAAUGAUAUUGCGUUGGAGACGGAAGGCAUCUUCAGACGCUCUGCCAACACGCAAGUGGUCAAAGCGGUGCAGGCACUCUUUGACCAAGGCAAGUAUGUCAACUUUGAUGCCUACAAGAAUGUCCAUGUUGCGGCAGUGAUCCUCAAGACCUUCCUCAGGGAGCUGGAGGAACCCCUGCUGACCUUCGACCUUUAUGAUGAUGUCAUGAGCUUCCAAGAGCUUGACCAGUCUGAGAAGUUGGUGCAGGCGCGUACCUUGCUGCUGGAGCGGCUGCCCGAGGACAACUAUGAGCUGCUCAAGUACAUCGUUGAGUUUCUCGCCAAGGUGAUCGACCGGAGUGAUCUGAACAAAAUGACGGCAUCCAACCUGGCCAUUGUGUUUGGCCCAAACUUGCUGUGGUCUCGCCAGGAGCAGGCCUCGCUCAUUUCCAUCACCCACAUCAACCAGUUUACCGAAUAUGUCCUACGCAAGCAGCACCUGCUGUUCAGCAAGUGAGACAUUCCACGCCGGAAACCGAGUGCUUGUCAGUAGAUGAAUGCCUGUGGAAAUGAUUGUGUUUAUUGACAAACCGUUGCCGCCCAUUCAAGCUGACAGAAAGCUUUGAUUGCUGCUAGUGGUGUGAGUACAAUGUUGCUGAUUUCUGUGUGUACGUUAUGUGUGUCUUCCUUGUGUGCCAGCACAUUGGCUGGCAUACAAGGUUACGAGUCAGACUGGCUGUUUUUAAAUUGCCGAUCUUCGUGAUGAACAUGCAGUUUUGCAGUGUUUACUUACAGUCUGCCCUCAUUCGGCAUCUCACAAAGGCUUUGGUGGUAUUGAAUGUCACACUUGAUCCUGCACUUUGCACCAUUCUUUUCAAGAGCAAUGCAAGCAAUGUUCUGGUAAUUAGCACUCUGAACACACUAUCCUUCGUCGCUACUACUAUGAUCACAGGCCAGAGUCUCAGUGGAAAUGUUGUUCUUUGGUACGAUAAGCAUGUCAUGGUCUCCACAAAAGAAACUCGUAUGAGAAAACUAAUAUGUAAUGACUGAAUUCAAAAUAUUCUAGUUUGUUUCUGUUGCAAUAUUGCAGCCAAUGGUGAGCCACCACAUAUUGUUCUUAUCUCGAGUCGGACAAUGGUUCUGUUAUUUGUGUAUGCCAUUUGUGUUGGUGGCACAGGAGAGCACCAGUGUUGCUUAAAAUGGCAAGAGACAUUUACGAUUAAUUUGAUUCUGUCAAGUUUUGAUUGUAGCUUGUUAAUUUGUUUUUUACAAGAUGGUCACAAGGACAGUCUGAAAACCUUCCUCUGGAAGAAUGGGGUAAUUUUAUAGAACAAACAAAAGAACUUGCGCUGUGUGCUGAUGGUGUCGAUCAGUCAUGCCCGUUUUCACAUGCUUCUGCCAUGUGUUGUACCAUGAAUGUUGUACCAUGAAUACCAUGGAUGUUGUAUCAUGUGAUCAUGUAAGUGUUCAAUCUAGUCCUACUCAUAUUUCAUGCUUAAGUUGCAUUUCAUGCAGUGUGAUGCUUUGGUACAUUACCUGUUUUCGUGAAUCGGUGGUGUGUGCUGUUUCAACAAGUGGACUUUUUCAAGGCUGCAGUUUUCAAAGCUGCAAGCUUCCAAGACUUCUUUUUUUUUUUUUUUUUCAAAAGCAACUUUCAAGACUUCAAAAAGAGAAGUCCACUUGUCAGAAUGAGGAGUGCAGCACACCCAUUCCCUAGUAUCAAAAUUCUCAUUGCAAGCUUCCAUCUUCCCUCUCCUGCCUUUUCUCUGCCUGUCUUCACCAUAAGGCAGUUGGUAUUCCACUUGUGCGCAUAAUUUGCUGUGCAUUUCCAUUUCAUUUUUAUUGUUAUACUCGGUGUAGUACUGAAGUUUGACUCAAUGGGGCGAUGUCAGACAAAGGAAUAAUUUUGCUGCAGUGGGAGCAUCUGCUGCUGUCAUCGAGAACUUGACUGUUGCAGUUCCACACGUUUGCAUUGUAUACUUGUAGGAGCUGCAGGAAUUCCUGUCUGUAUUGUAAUACGCAUCCUUAAUGAUAACCAGCUGGCAGGGAAGCCCAAUAAAGUGGACAACUACCACCGUAGACCAAGUGGCGAAGGCCCGCAAUAUGGAGGCUCAAGGUCUGGUCUUUGCCGGUGGCAAGUCAUCUCUUUAGCCCUUUCACAUCUAUCUCACAGUCAUUACAGUACACCUAAAACAGUACAGUAAACUCCCUUUCAUAUGAACUCUGUUAAGAUGAAUUCUUGCUUAAGACUAAAAACACUGGAGUGUUUGGUUUCCAAUAGACUCAGGAAAAAACCUGCUUAAGACGAACCGUGUAACAGGCCUCUUCUGUUAAAGGGGCCCUGCAACACUUUUUGAGCAUGGUCAGAGAACACUGCUGAUCGGAUGUAGAGGCUCCUAACAACAUGCGAGCCAAAUAUUAUAGCGCAGCACGCGGCCUAGAAUUCACAAUAAAUUAUCAAAGUCCACUCAAAAUUGCCUUCUCUACUUUUGACAAAUUACAGAAUAACCCCCAAAAUCACUUGUAGUAAGCCAUUUGCUGAUCAAAUCAGCCAUUUUCUGAUUUGAACAUGGUGCACCCAAUCGUUACAAAAAUCGCCACGAGAGGCCGCUACUUGUCCUCGCGCGUGUGCAAUUACACUGAAAUAGCCGCACAUUCUCAGAAAAAAAAAAGUGCUCAAAGUCACGAGGCGCGCGUGACGUUUCUCUGUGGCCCUGUUAUCCCUCCCUGCUUAGCUUCCAGCGCUUUCGUUGGGACUAGAGAAAAGAGAAUGCAAUUGCACCGUGCGACAAACCUUUGUAACUGCACUCGCACUGGAUGAAUUCUUAAAAUGUUUGUGGCGUUGAAUUUGUGAGAAAAUGAGCUCUUCUAGUGAAUUCAUUCCAUGGUUGCUUGAAAAAGUGUUUCAGGGCCUCUUUAAAGGUUACUAUAACAGUGACCAAAAACUAUGGGGUUUCUGUGCAAUGAACAUUAUGGGGGCAUUCAGGCGAAUAAGAGAAAGCAAAAAAAAAAAAAAAAAAACUUCCUGGCACAAAGAUUCAAGGCAAAUUGAAGGCAAAUAGCUAUGUGGAAGGAGAAAGCGAGAUAAGUGAAAAAGAAAGGUUAACACAUAAACUUGGAUCUCUCUCACUCCUAGCCUGCAGGUGGAGAAAGGACGAGCUUUAUUAGCAAAGAAAGCAACAAAAAGCGUUUGACAUAUUCUAAUUACGUUCUUCAGUUCCUCAACUGGAAUACAGCAGAGAACAAAACAACACAAGAGCUUUGCUAGAGGGGAAAAAUGCAAGGAAAGAGUGGCGAAAAAAGGCCAAAUGAAAAUGAAAACGGGAACAAAGAUUGUCUGCGCGUUAAAAUCAUGUGAAAUGAAAACCAUCAGAGGAGUCAGAUACAUUGUCAUUGCUGCCACACAAUGGUGUCUGAGCACUUGUUGUCAGUUGGCAUUGUUUCACGUAUGGCCUGUGUAUCUAUUCCCAGUGAAAUGAAGCAAGUUGGGAUGCUCCAUUUUUAUUAUAAAAGUUCACGACAAAGGAAGGUCAUUUUCCACACUGAAUAUAGCUGUGUCGUGUCUUUUUUGUGUGCUUUGGAUCGCGAAAAGCGAAAACAGGGAUCUUCAGCAGCAUGUCGUUCAGGAAAAGUCACUGCAGCAUAAAAAUAAGAUAAAUUUCCAAACCUCAAAGAAAAGCUUGCAGAGAUUGAUAAGCAACUUAGCACAUAUUGGCUUUGUCAAGGUAGGGGUAUGCAAUGGAGGCAUAUACGAAAGUGAUAGCAAAGCCAGUAAAACAGCCUCUCAGAAGGUGAACAGUCAGAAGAAUAAAUUGUCCAUUCUUAGAUGGAAAAUUGUGCUUGUCCCUCCCUUUUUGUGUUUUUCUAAUUGUCAAAUAAGGUCGUACUACAGUUUAUUGUUAAAAUGUGGUAGCAGUUUAUUGAUGAGCAUAUUUAUUAUGAACUUGCAGAGUUUAGAAUUCCGUUAAAUUAAUCUAAAUACUCUACACAAAAGCAUAGCUUUUAUCAAAUUGAGCCAAAUAAAUGCUUUUUCUUGUUCCUUUCCUCCCCCUUUAUAAGUAUACCUCAUUCAGUGUUUUCAAGCCACAUAUUUGGGCGUACUUGGCAUGUCGGCAUUUGGUUUUUGCGGGCACUUCUGAUAAGAUGAACUCCUGAUAAGACGAACAUAUGAUCAUGGUCCUUUUGAAUUUGUAUUAAAGGAAGUAUACUGUACAAUUAAUCUCUUCUAUACCUUUAUGUUCUGGUCUUCAUUAAGGCUGUGUCGAACAAAGCAACGAGCCCUCGAAAUUUCCAUCCUUUGUUCAAGCUCUGUAAUGCCAGCUUUAGUGAGAUCAUAGUGACUGCAGCUAUUACUUUCUUCCAAAUACUCACUGCUUGGCAAAAAACAGUUUCAUUUCAGUGAGACGUGCUGAAAUCGAGACGCACCACCGUGUUUUCAACUUAUCAGUGCACCUUGAGCACCACUUGUGCUUGGAAGGCAUCAUGGCAUCUAGGGCAUGUCUUUCUGGUAGAAUAGUUACUCCACCAGGAAGACGUGUCCUAGAUGUCUAUGAUGAUGGUUUUUAUUAUUUUGUUUUUCUUGACGUAAGAAAUGGAUUUCAUGCUCGAGAAUGGAGGAGAGAUAAUUUAUCGAAACGAAAUUUGUUGUACAAAGCAAUCCAUACAGAGGUAUUGCCCCGGAAGGGUGUUGGCCCUGGGUUAGAUUCCCAGGUCAGGACGAAUUUUUCAGCAACUAAGUCUAAACUUCCUCUCUGAAAAGCCCGUAUGGAUUAUCUUAUGAGUUCAUGAUACAAGCAAGUGAUUUUCGAUUCUCUUUUAUUAACCCUUCCACCACCUUGCUGGAUAUCACAUAACUUAUUUGCAGCAUGCCGAUUCAGACGUUGUCGGCAGGGUCUGUGCACCGUAAUGUGGUUUUAUACGUUUGUAACAGCUUCAAGUUUUUUGAGUGACAAUAGUCCCUUUACUGUAUUUUUUCUACCGCUACAACCUCUGUGUCAUUUUCUCUGCUAAGUAUAUUAGUUGUUUUGCCCGUGUAUGACUGAAGGUUUUCAGAUGACUGACUAGCUUAUUGCCAUGUCACUUUUUGUAAGGUAAUGUCGAGGGUACACUUUUUCGACAUCACACUAGCAGAAAUAAACAAACAAUAUAAAUGCAGCAUAAUUUAAAAAUAAUAGAACUGUCCAUCAAUCCAAAAUAAGCAUCAAAAAAAAAAAAGGAAGCAUGGCUAUCAAGAGCAAACACACCGAACAAGCGGUGACUUCUGAGUGAAUUUGAUUGACAUGAAAGUAGUGGAAACAGUGUUAGCAAUCACAACAGUUUCCAUUGCAAAGCCCCGCAUUCCAAGAAGCAGAGCUCCCUUUCAGAUAGUGCAACCAAUGGUUUGCUUACGCACCCGCUCUUCUCUCGCAGUAAUCUUGUCUACGCUGGAUAACCACUGGUCAUUAAGGGUAACUGACUGGAUUCCCAGAGACGGCAAAUGCAUGAAGGGGAGACAGAAAGUUAGGUGGGCCAACAAGAUUAACAAGUUCACAGGUGUAAUGUGGCAGCAUAAAGCACAAAACUGUGUUGAUUGGCUGAUCAUGGGAGAGGCCCUGCAGUGGGCGUCGUUGGGCUGAUGAAGAUGCUUCCUGUGUCUCACUGUGGGACACGUUCCAUUUUCCAGCUGGGACAACUUGUCAAUACUGCUGGAAAGAAAUUUUGCACCAACACUCUGUCCUAUUUUAUAGCUGUACUUUUUGUGUUGUUUAUGUUCAAUGCGAAUAACCAAUGAACCAGUCAGCUAAUUUAAUGUCGACGUAGCUUACUAUUCUACUUAAAGGGACACUGAACAGAAACAGUGGCUUGACAAACUGCACUCUGGCAACUCUACCGUAUGUUUCACUAUCAUAAGGUCAUUAUUAGUGGACAAAAUUAAGUUUAAAGCUUCACUUUUAAAUUUUGCACUGAAAUCUUCAUGCAUGAUGUCAGAAACUUCAAAAUGUGUUUGGGUAUAUUUUCGGGGCCUUGCCUCGAUUAAACUGUCUAAAACUUCGUAUGCUAAGUCUAUGGCACCUACAGAUGAUGAUAUACUUCAUUUUGGUCGACUAGAACUACGUAAGAUUCCCAGUAGACACCUUCAGAAUCUAUGAUGUCACGGUGUUUGGUGUACAAUCUUGAGGUGGUUACUUCACUCGCAUUUUCUUUUUGCGUGUUUUCUCGCUUACCAAGCAUUGUGUCGCGAUAGGAAUGGUGUUUUCAGAAUUGUGAAAUUGUACUUUGCUAAUACGCAAAAAGUUCUUUUGCUAUUUAGUGUUGCUUUUAAAGCUUUCAAAAACUAUGUAGUGACAAAGGUCAUUGCUUGUUGAUGCUGGUAACUUGUUGGAUAUUUCUUGGCUUUUUGAGACUUUGCUUGUCUCGGAGCAUUAGGAUUACUUGCUUUGAGGCCCAUUGGCUCUAACUUCAAAAAGAUGGGCAUUCUUGAAACGAUUGGCAAGCUUGUGCAAGUUGAAUAAAACAAAGAAGUAUAAAGCAAAGCAUUAGAAUAACAGCUACUGCCCCAAAAUACAGUUUCUUCUGGUGCACCCAAUACAACCCCCAGUGAAAUAAUCGGGGAAUGAGUGAACAUGAAACGUUUUAUAGACAUUGUAAAGAUGUGUUCAACAAAAUGAGCUGACCUGUAGCCCUUUGUGCAUUGUUUAUUUUUGCUUUUGUUGCUUUUCAAGAUUUCCUGCUGGUCACCUUUCCGAGCUGUUAAUGUAUUCCAUUACAUUUCUACUAAAAAAAAUUGCUUGCUUAUAAUGGUCAUUGAAUUUGCAUAAGUGUUAAUAAGUGUUUUAUUUAUGCAGACACCAGCCUAUUUUUCGACAGUGAUUCUGGUACUGAAAUGUUGAGUUGAGCCAAUAGGGCACCUGGAUUGCAUGCGUACUUGGGAUGUAAAAAACUGUCUAAAGAUUAAUGCAGAGAAAAAUAAGGCAGUGCUAUUUUGUGCGUGCAACAAAUGGUUUGAGUCGUCUCCCAUUUAUUUGUAUGAUAUCAUAGUAGUAGUGCCAUCUUUCUAGUCACUGGGCGUUUACUCCAUUUUAUCUUAAUAAUUGCACCAAAAUUGAAAAGGCAUUCUUAAAAUAUGGGGAUGUUGGUUAUAUGCUGGGGUGGCAUAUAUGCAAAAACAUACGGUACUAUUUUUAAACUAUGUAAUGCCUUUGCCAGAUUGAUAAUUUAAUUAGCUGACCGUGAAGAGUAAUAGCCCCUAUGCAUCAUUGUAGUUAAGUUGCUUUAUCAAUUAAUAUACCUUUGUAUAAUUAAAUGUUUAUUUACUUGGUUCAGUGCAGAAUUUUUGCAUGGGCAACGAGUUCUUUACAGAACGUGCGCAAACUGGCAGCGUUACAGAAAAGGGCAAUUCGCCUUGUGUGCAAAACACCACAUCUCCCAGACAUUGGUCGUUCGGUGUUAAACCUUGAAAUUAUGAAAGUAGAAUCUGUGUGCUUAUGUAGGCUUUGUCACUUGUACAGAAUUGAAAAAAAAAAAAAAAAAACAGAUUGAUAACCAACCUUACAGCAUUAUAUUUCCCUUUCCAACAUAUGUCAGCAAGAAUACUGGAAUUUUAGCACUAGUAGAACUGCUUAUGCUUGACCAAAUGCUGCAGUCUUUUUCACUGAGACUAUUAUAAAACCAAAUGCUAUGAGAAUACACAUAACCCAAAAAUAUAUCUCUUCUCUUUUUAAAGAAUUUAUGUUGUAUAUUUGUAUGAUUGCAAAUACUGAUGUAAGAGGUUCAUGUUCCAUCAUGAACCUUUUUUGUUACAUUUGUACAAAACGUUUGUAACAGUGUCUGUUGCUCUGACUGUGACUGCUUGUGCAUUUAUGCUGUAUUCUCAUGCACUGGUAUGUUUUAUUUGACCACUACGAGGCUGCCUUGUGUACUAAGUGGCCAUAUUUGCCACAAGCUGCUAAUUGGGCCUUUUAUUGCCCGUUCAUCCUCGCUACCUUGGGCACUAGCACGUGAGCUGAAGAGCUAAAUACAAACAAAAAUCAGAUUAAUUUCACUAAGUGGAAGGAAGGUGACAUGGUAUUUGUGGCACGGAAUUGUUCAGUGUCAGGCAUAUCGGCCGGCUGUUUUAUCCACGCUAAGUAAGAAAAAAAGAAAACAAAACAAAAUAAUGCUUUCCUGCUAGAAGAUUGAUUUUUCUGCUUAGUUAUGCACGUGGUGUGUGGCAGUUAAUGUACGAUGUACAUAAAUCAUGCAAAACAAGUGCAACCUCUGGCUGCAAGAAUCUUGGCUCUAAAGAAAGGAAGGGGAGUGAAUUGAGAGCCUGUUUCUUUGUUUAAUUGGGUUGUUCAUGGAGCGUUCUGUAUACAGUAGACUCUCGGUAAAUGGAACUGCUGCUUUAGUGGAACAGCUUAUUACAGCAUGUAUAAUUUCAUACUUGGAUUCACCACCCUCAUUCAUUUUUCAGUGAACGGGACUCCCAUUAAAUGGAACACAUUUCUCUGGUCCAGUCAAGGGCCAUUGAACAAGAGUCUACUGCACUUUCACAGAGUGCAUCUUGUCGAAAUUGUCACUGCUUUGCUGCCGAAUGCGUACUGAGCACAUACCAAAGCCUUUCUGUCUUUUGCAUCCUACUUACUUCAUUUACGUUCUUAUGUACAAGCUUCAGGGACGCAUCAGUGAGAUGCAACACUGCAAAUAUGCACAGCACAUUUAUUGUAUAAAGAAAGUGUUCAAAGUUUUGUCUCACCCGUGGGAUUUAUUGCUUUAAAUUAUGUAAUCUCCGAGUGUGUUUUUGCCCUGUUGUGCUUGAAUACGUAACAUACAAAGAAGUUGCAAGAUAAGAGAGCUUUUUCUUUUCUAGUCACCUAAAGUAUGUAUAACGAAGUCUUGGGCUGUUAGUUGAUUGUAUUGCAUAUUUCUCUGACCAGGGUUCUCCCCAGCAGUUCUUUAGCAAUGGACGUUGUAAAAGUGAAUGGGGACUGUUGUGAAUUUAAGAAUUUCAAUUUUUCCAAUAACUUGUUGCUUUGCUUUCGACACAUGUUCACUUUCUGGCCAAGCGUUUCUGGCCGCGGGAACACACAUCAAUCUAAGUGGAGUGAGCUAAGUGUGACAUACAGUGAAAUGAGGAACAGUAGAACAUGUAAAAGAGGAUGGGCCGAAGACUAUGGCAGUAUCCUCGGUUAGCAAGAGUUAACGAGAAGCAUGAAAAAUAAAACGGUGAGCAAGCGAACCGAAACUAAGGAAAUGCUUAAAAUAGAACCAAUACAUUAAAAAAAAGAUAAAGUACAGUUAUUAAGUCAUGGCAGCAUAGUAGAACUGUAUACAACAAAAUAUAAUAUGACCUGCGAAAGUUAUGAAUAAAGCUAGAGAAUUUUCCCCCUCCGGGGACUUGGUGAUCUAUAAUUUACUACUUUCAGCAUUAUGCUGAAGGUAGUAAAUGUAGUUUUGCAAGUCGAGAAGCUCUACACCAUGUUUUAAUUAAUGAAAAGAUGAAGAGGUCGCCACUACGAGAUUUGCACGCACACAGUGGACACUUGUUUAAAGCAGCCACUCUGCAGAUGGGGCUGGAACGGAGCACAAUGUGAUACGAGUGUCAUCUCCAAGUGUGGCACAUGCAUGCUUUUUACUACAAUAGCAAUUAUAUGAACAGUCUCAGCUGUUUUUUUUCCCGUUGCCACGACCGCUGUCAUUAACUGCAUAUGUAUAUGUAUCUACAUAUGAAUCCUCAAAAAAGAAAAAGAAAGCCACCCACUGCUCCUCAGCUUGUCAUGAUGCAGCCGACACGCACUUAUCCUUCAGUGGAGAGAAUCAUGUGCCUUCGGCUUUCACCAGAACGAUUGCAUUAGUUGCAAUCGUUCUGGUGCUGCAUUAGUUGCCAAGCCCACUCAGGUCACUUCACUCGCUGCACAGGCCCCGUUUGCAAAAAGAGCGCGCUUCUCAUAUUCAGGGAAGUAUAACAACUGGGACACUUUAUAGUUCGCACUCAUAUUUUUUUUUUUUAUACAAUACUGCAGGCCUAGGGCGGCCCAAGCAGGAGUGGUUUGUUUGUAUAUCAAUGAUGAAAACCAGAUUUAAACAAAAAAAGAAAUACAAAUUGAGAGCAAGAGGAAAUAAGCAAUGAACAAUCGAAGAAAACACCAGAGAACAGGAGAGGACUAAUCAGUGCAUAUUUCAGACAUAAGGCACAUAAGAAGGAAAAAAAAAAAAAACGAAGCAAGGCAGCAAUGAUCAUAACAGUAGCGUAGCACAGAUUUUACACAACUAGAUAUGGGAAACCAAUCACAGGAUAAAGGUACCGUUACAAAUUUAUUCUGCGAGCUGGUUAAACAACUGAAGAACAUUAUUUCAUAAGAAGGUUUGUACCUGUGAUUACAUUUCGUGCAUCGUUUUUGUUUAAACAGCGCAGUUAAGUGUCGAGCUGUAAACGUUGUUAGUUGGCUCUCGCCCUGUGUGUGUUGUUUUUGUGCGCCAUUGGUGCGUGAGCAGCGCCGUGCAUGUUUUGAUCUGCUUGCCGUUCUCAGCGUUACAUUCCAAGUUGUUGCUAUUGCAUUCAUUGCUUUGCCUUUGCGGCAGAAAUGUGACUUUUUUGUUUUGGGUCCAGUGUGAAAUCGAUGAAGAGACACAAAUGAGCGCUGUCUCUUCCGUCUUCACUGUACCCAAAAAUGCUACCAUACCAACUAGCCCAACCUUCACUACUAUUGCAUGCAGGCUUGCCAUUUUACAGCGAAAGCCAUUAGAGAUCACAACAAUGGUCGUUUCGGUGCCGUAGUUGUUUUACGGUGUCCGUAAUCACUAUCUUUUGAAAGAAGAAAAAAAUAAUCUAGAAUAAAAUGGGGUUAAAACUUGGGCCCUCUUCUUGGCAGCCAAGUGUUCUAGCACAGAGCAAUGGCAAAGGUUGAUAUUUUUUUACAGAAAGAGCCUAUGCAGGCUCUGUGUUGGGAAGCGUGGAAUUUCAGGUAAUACUUUAUGUGUUAAUGCUUGCAAUAUAGCGUGGUAGGAGAGUUAAGAUAAUGACUGCACAUCACACAUCAAGAAUUAUGUAAUUGAUGGGUCCUUUAAAGCUUACAACCCAUCACAAUGGGCUCAGCCAUAAUUCUUUGUCAUUAGUUGCCACAUCAAGAAAUGCGCACAUAAUGCUUUGCCGAUGAGAAGCGGGUACCUCUACUCUCUGCAUAAUGACAAAUAAUGGUGUAAUGUGUGUUUCCGUACUUCACAGAAAUUGUGAUUCAUGGCAUAGUGGGUGGCUUGCAAGUGUACUUGUUCCUGAAUAGUUUACAAUGGGUUCUGUAAAAAUGCCACUUUUCCAACUUUCGCUCUGGUGUUACUGCGCCUUCCUGCAGGCCUGACACUUUUUUCCGGUUCCUCAGCAACACAAAAAGAGCACUGAGAGUGGUUAAAAUAUACAGUGGGGAAAGUAUGGAAUUCCCACCACCAUUCAUCGUGGGGAGAACCCUGGCUGCGAUCACUGUGGCCUUAAAAAAAGUCCACUUUUCCUUUGUACUCUGUGUAAUGUGCAAUAUACACUGAACUCACACAGUCAGCUCACACGUAAAUAUCUUUAAUGCUACCUUUUUCUUAUUAGUGUCAAUUACGCGAGUAGGUAAACUAUUUGCCAAUACGCUAUGUUGUGCCAGAUUUUCUCUAUUCCGAGGAUGGCUUCAAAUGUCAGGGGUGAAUAUUUUCGAAACAAGGCAAGCUUUAUUUUUAUAACUAACUUGAAUCGCUGUUUGUAGAGUGCACACUUGUUUUGAAUAAAUUGGUUUCGUUCUGCA
Molecule: messenger RNA, 13057 nt
Organism: Rhipicephalus microplus (southern cattle tick)
Lineage: Eukaryota; Metazoa; Arthropoda; Arachnida; Ixodida; Ixodidae
Gene: RhoGAP68F
Product: Rho GTPase activating protein at 68F
Biological process (GO): negative regulation of endocytic recycling; small GTPase-mediated signal transduction
Cellular component (GO): cytoplasm
Molecular function (GO): GTPase activator activity
Source: RefSeq, a predicted model, not a curated record